Messenger RNA from Metopolophium dirhodum (rose-grain aphid), 1840 nucleotides. RefSeq names its product putative autophagy-related protein 11. The transcript has 8 exons. Lineage: Eukaryota; Metazoa; Arthropoda; Insecta; Hemiptera; Aphididae. The coding region runs from base 376 to 1734 and encodes 452 amino acids. The record is from RefSeq and is a predicted model, not a curated record.
GAGGCAUGAGCCAAACAAUUUUGGGAACCCCUCCCUUAGACUAUAUUUUAUUAAUUUAAUAAGUGACCUAAGGCCAAAGAUGAGUACCUAUUCAUAUGGACUUAAAGUUGUUAUCUUAAUUUAGACGUGUAAGUAAAUUUGCUGAUUCACCAAUCAUGCUCGCCUCCUUUUUUCUGCAAUAACGCAGUUAGUCAAAACCUGGUUUUCGGAUUUUUUUUAAAUAUUUUACAAGGUGAUGACACGAAAAAAAAAAAAAAAAAGCACACAUUAUUGUAAAAUCAAUACAUUCAUCACUCCGCUCAGAAUCUAAAAGAACAAGGAAUUUUGCGUAUUGUACAGUUGUGCGUAUUAUUGCUGUCAGAUCGACAUAAUAUUAUGGAAUCAAAGUCAUGUAGACAGAAAAAUGCUAUGAUUUCUUUAUCAAAACCAAAAUAUAAAACAGCUUUACCAGAAAAACAGAAUACCUGGGGUAACCUAUUAAAUAAGAAAUCAGUCGGUACUAAUACAGCAAUAACUUCCAAAAUUAAACCUAAAAAAUAUUCCUCUAUUCCUGAGAUGAAUACUAAAACAAUGACCAAGAGUGUACAGUGUAGUGAUUCACCUAUUGAUAAAGAAUGCAAAAGUUCUAACUCACUUUCUGUAUUCAAUCCAAUCAGAACAUUACAAUUUCUACUAAAGGAAAUUAUGGAGUAUCCAGGUGUUAAAAAUGGAGACAUUGCAAAAAUUGUUGAUGAAAUGCAAGUGGUUGUAGAAAGAAUUGUUGAUGAAUGUGCUGAAAAUUUGCCUAGCCCUAAAAUAAAUAAUAUCCCAGUUAUGAAUUACAAUUCUAUGGUUCCAACAAGAGAUAAUGAUUAUUGUAAAGAUUUAAAAUAUGAUAACAGUUCUCAAGAAAAUAAAUAUUUGUCCGUACUGCUAGGGAAAAUAUCAGAACUUGAAAAUCAUUAUAGUCAGUUGACAAAAGAUAACACUAAAUGUAAAGAAAAACUACAGUGUGUGACAUCUGAAAGGGAUAGUUUACUUGAGAAAUAUAAAGAAUCAUGCAAUUCAUUGGAAAAGUUGAAUAAUCGCGAGCGUGAAUAUUUAGAUACAAUCACAGAACUUAAAUCUAAACUUAUAGCUUCAGAUAAAUUGAUUAGAAACCAGGAAAUCAUUAUUACAAGUUUAAAUAAAAGAUUGAAUAAUUUACCAAAUAAAAACAAAGUUAAGGACAAAGUGAAUGGAAAUAUUCAAACUGAACAUAAUAAUACUUACCAAACAAUACUAAAAGAAAAUAAUGAAUUCAACAAAAUUACAAAAUCAGAUCUGGAGAAAUUAGCUAUUACCAGAAGUCUCAAAGAUAAUGAAGUCUCCAAGCUUAGAUCAGAUAUAAAACAAAUGAAGCAAAUUGUAUUAACUGGAUUAGAAAAUAAAGAUAUUAAAUCUGUGUCAAUGACAUCAUUGAAAUCAGAAGGCGACCUAAUAAAAGAUUUUCCUAAGUAUGGUGAUAAAAGUUACGUAGAACAUGAUAUCGAUACAAAAUAUAUUGCGUAUAACAGAGAAGCAUCAGCCAUAAAAUUAGCUAAGACAGAACUUCAACAGUUAUUUGAAACAAUUAAAAAACAAACUCAUAAUUCAAAAAAACUUUUUAAUUCCACUUUUGUUGAUAACGAAAAGGUUUUAAGUGAUAUUUCUGAUGAAGAGGAAAACUCAAAUGUAUCAAACUUUAUGAGUGUAGUGACUCAUUCAAGUUGUUAAUUAUUGUAUGCACUUGGAAAAGAUUUUUAAUUGUAUUAUUAAAUUAUUUUAGAAUGUAAAUAUAGAUAUAAAUAUACAUAAAAAAUAAAUUGUAUUUAAUUAUGUA